UCUAGUCUAAACACUAACGUGUGUUCGACUGUGAGGAUAGUUGAAAAUGUGUGUAAUUAAAAUAAGUCGAAACGAAAAGAGCCUUUUUUAGAAUUUCUUUUUUCAAUAUAAGUGUUAAGAAAUAUAUUUUUUUAUAGCGUUAUAAAAUUUAUAACGCUAAUAAGCGGGUUUCAGUUAUACCGGUGCUGAAACACUUGUGCUACCACGGACUUUAAAUAAUAUUAUAACUGGAACAUUUAUUCUGCGUGUGAUGGGAGAUAGAGAUUGGAGACCGUUUGUUUACGGCGGCCUGGCCUCAAUUGUUGCCGAAUUUGGCACUUUCCCCAUCGACACGACAAAGACUCGUCUUCAAAUCCAAGGACAAAAGAGUGACCCGCGGCAUGUGGAACUGCGGUACACUGGUAUGGUUGACUGCUUUGUGAAGACUUCACAGCAGGAGGGAGUCAAGGCAUUGUACUGCGGCAUCUGGCCAGCGGUGCUCCGGCAGGCGACAUACGGCACCAUCAAGUUUGGCACUUACUACUCCUGAAGAAGUGGCGGGGGAGGGGGCGAGAGUGUCACCACUGACACGCUGUGUGCCGCGCUCGCCGGCGGACUGUCUAGUGCGAUCGCCAACCCUACAGAUGUACUCAAAGUACGGAUGCAAGUGGGCGAUGAGAAGCGUCACCUGGUGCGAUGUUUCAUGGAGAUGUACCGCGUGGAGGGAGUGCGGGGGUUGUGGCGCGGCGUGGGGCCGACCUCUCAGCGCGCGGCUCUCAUAGCGGCGGUGGAGCUGCCCGUGUACGACGGAUGUAAGAGACGCCUCACGCCCACACUGGGAGACUCGCCCGUCAACCACCUCGCCUCCAGCGCGCUCGCCAGCCUCGGCAGCGCCGUCGCCAGCACACCGCUGGACGUCAUAAGGACGCGGCUCAUGAAUCAACGGAAAGUGAAAAAUGACAGUUCAUACUCCCAAGUGAAGAUCUACAAGGGCACCGUUGACUGCUUGGUCCAGACCAUUCGUAACGAAGGCUUCCUCGCGCUGUACAAAGGCUUCGUGCCCACCUGGCUCAGGAUGGGGCCCUGGAACAUCAUCUUCUUCGUGACGUACGAACAGCUCAAGAUCAUGUACUGAACACGACACCUCCGAGACUGGUUCGGGAGGAGGGAGGAGGAGGAGGAGGAGGAGGGGAGGAAGGUCGGCUGCACGCAGGAGUAUGGCUCGCUAGGAGAAUCGUAGAUUUAAGAGCAGCUUCAAUGUAUACGUCUAGUCGAUAGUCGCCGAGUACAAACUGCUGCGCCGCGUGUCGCCUUCCUCGCGCUGCGGUCAAGUGUCAAUAUACUAAUUAUAUUGGUUCGCAUUUUGAUGUCUGAAAUGUUGUUUGUAAAUUCAUACAAUGCGUAUUUUAAGUUAAGCUUUGAUUACUGCGUAAGCACCUGUAUAUACAUUAGAAGGAAUAUCACAUGUUGUGAACACACUGUAUAUUGUGUCUGAGAAACAUUAUAAACGAGUAGUGCUGGUCGCGUGAAACGAGUGUGCUUUAUAAUAUACUACUGAAGUAAAACUUCUUUAGCUGUACAUAUUAUAUUAAUUUAUUGUAUUUUUAAUUAUAAGAGAAAUGAAAUGUGUUCCCACCCUUCUCUCUCUAUCGCUCUUACAAGAAGUAUCUAUCUCUUUCUCUCUCAGUUUUCGUUCCGGCCGUCAGUCACUUCCCAGUGAGUGUAAAGAAGUUUUACUUCCACAAGGACGCUUUGUGGGUUGUUUAAAAAAUCUCACAAAUAGUAUGUAAGUGUAAGUGACAUAUCACUAUGAGAUUAACGCACCGAGUGCAUCGACCUCUUGUUUUUGUUUAGUUGUUACCGACAUGCGUUAGACGCCCCCACACAACACGAACCAAAGUAUAUAUUAUGUAAGUUACUGAAUUAACGAUCUUGUGUUAUUGUAGUAAGGUUCUAUUUCAUUUGAUGGAUAUUUCAAUGACAAGCUACAUCCAGGGUUGCCAGCGAAUCACUAAUUAUUGCCAACGUCCAUAAGUGCGAGUGUUGCCGAUAGUUCAGUGUUCCAUUCACAAAUACUCAAAUAUAUUCGUUUAUCUGACCAUUUGUGAAUUAAUGCGAUAGAACCGGUGCUAUUUGUACUGUAAAUAUUAAAGUAAAAGUUUUUAUGCCUAAAAACAACUUAGCCCGUUCCAUACACACUGAAAUGUUACCUGUAUGUGAAGCUUCUAGAUGUCUUAUUGUUGCCAGUCGAAGUAAUCUUGAAACGGUCUCGACGUAGCGACCUCGGCCCAUAGGGAACGUGCUACUGGAGUAUUGCUUUGUGCCAAAUGAUUACAGAGCACGCGUUUGUAGUCUUAAUUAAUGUUCCUGAUCGUAGAUGACUUCCGCUGCGGUGCAUUUAUUGAUAGAAUUCAUAUGUUUGUUGUUUAAGUGACCGGAAUGUUGUGCUACAACACACUGAGUGCUCGCGUGGGACUGAGAUAACAAAUACAAAUUAAUAAAUAUAUUAUUUGGUGUUACA
Molecule: messenger RNA, 2500 nt
Organism: Danaus plexippus (monarch butterfly)
Lineage: Eukaryota; Metazoa; Arthropoda; Insecta; Lepidoptera; Nymphalidae
Gene: Bmcp
Product: mitochondrial uncoupling protein Bmcp
Exons: 8
Biological process (GO): transmembrane transport
Source: RefSeq, a predicted model, not a curated record